GAGUGCGAAGUGUAUUGGGCCGGAUGGUGGACACGCCAUUGGCAAGCCUCUAAGCUCAAACACCCCGAAUCGCGCCGCGUACUACUGCUGCUACUACUACUCGUUUUCAGUUCAGAAUCCAGAUCACAUUUGUCAGCGUCUCCGAGUCCCCAACAACACAACGAAAACCAUUCGCAAUUUCGCAUACUCAAAACCAAAUCAAUUGGUAAAAUCGAUGGGGAAGAGAAAAGAGCGUCGUCUCGCAGCUCUGAGCAACGCUGGUCGCCGUGUCAAGCUCGAUCUCUGCGCGGAACCCUCUGGAGAUUUGGGUGGCUCCACUGAGUAUGAUGAAAUUGGAGUUGAUAAAGAUUCGAACCAUCAUGAUGGGUUACCCAAUUCACCAGCUUCUUCAGGUCAACAACCACAGAAUCCUCUACUGUUGCUUGGACAAUAUAGUGAUGAUGAGUUCGAUGAGGAAUCAAAUAAAGGACUUAAUCAUGCCGUUGCUGAAACCUCCUCACCUAAUGAAGAGGUUAAGCUUUUGCUUGAUGAAGAAUGCAAAUAUCUGGAUGUCAAUAUUGGUGAAGACCUUUUUGUCGAGAAGGUCAAACAACAGGAUAGUGAGCAGGAGUCUAUGCCACCCGAUAUUACCCAUAAUAUGGAGAGCUGUGAUAGAGGGGAAAGCAAUCCUACCACGCUAGGAGAUUUACAAGAAGAAACAGAGUUGACGGAACAGAAUUCCGUUUCUGGAACGUCUGAUGCACAAGUUGUUGGUGAUGUUAUUUUGGGCUGGAAGAUGGUAAUGCAUGAGGAGAGUAACCGUUACUAUUACUGGAAUACUGAAACUGGGGAGACUUCAUGGGAAGUACCUGAUGUUUUGGCUCAGGCAACUGGAUUGACCAAUGGUCUGACAAUCUCUACUGUUACUGAAAAAACAGUAUGUGCUCCUAUGGCUAUAGGGGAUUCCAACAUCAUUUCAGAUUCGAUGUUAGGUGUUUCUUCAGCUGCACACCUAAUUGAAGGGACCACGGAUGCCAAUAUGGUUGCUCAUGGAUUAGACGCUUAUGGGCAUGGACACCAGAUGGAUGAUUGCAGUGAAGCGUACAAAAAUGAAGCUCAAAAAGACUCAAAUUCGAGCACCGAUGUCAACGCUAGUGAAUUAGGAGCUCGUUCUGAGAAGUACGUGCUUGACACUGAAGCUACUAAAGGAUAUGAAUCUGGAGUUGAUCUUUCUUCUCAUCUUGUGAAACAGUGUGAGUGUUUGUUAGAGAGGUUGAAGCCACUUAAAGGGUCCCAUCACAUGCAAGGUCUUGACUGGGUAUUAGAGUAUAUUUUGGAAGUUGAGAUUAGACUUUCUGAUGUGAAGUCACUUUCAUACUAUGGCUCAUCAUUGCUUCCAUUUUGGACAUAUACUGAAAAGCAGCUUAAACGGAUUGAGAGUGGAAUUAAUGAUGAAAUCUCUAAGAUUGCUGAAUCUGCACACAUGGAUGAAGUUGAGGGAACUCGUGUUUCUACCUUCAAUGGGAAGGGCGGAUUGCAGGAAACUAUGCGGGUUGAGUCUGAAGCAAAUGGAACUGAAAUGAAAGGUGUUCUUUCUGCUUCUGUUGAUACAUCAAUGAUAGUUCAGAAAGAUUUGCACGGUAAAGCACCUCACGUAAAUGCUGAAGACAUUUCUUCAUCACCUACUAGAGGUUUAAGAAGCGAUGCGGGAGUUAGUGAACUAGUCAAUGAGGCUGAAUUGGGUGAUGAAUCGAAUCACAAGCAUGGGUAUAAUGCUGCAGAGGAUGUUGACAUGGACGUGGACAUGGAAGUUGAAGAUGCAACCUCUUCAGGCAACACAGCAUUGAACCCAACACAGCUGAAUCUACCUGCAGAUUACCCCUCCUUGGUGCCAGAGGAUGGGUUCACUGUGCCACCUCCUCCGGAUGAGGAAUGGAUUCCCCCACCCCCACCUGAUAAUGAGCAUAUUCCUCCCCCACCACCUGACGAGCCACCUGAACCACCUGAACCCUCAUAUCCUCCACCUCUGCCCUACAUGGAGACAGGGCACCCUCUUACUUACACUGAGCAAUACAAUUUAUCAUAUCCAGUUUCUAGUUUUGAAUAUCAUGGACACACAGUAGCUGAAAUCCUGAGCAGUAGUUUAUAUGGACAUGCUGAAGGAUCUCAAGUUGCUGUGCCCCAUGCGCCAAUUUACUAUAACACAGUUCCUAGUACAUUUACCAACAUAGCUUCUGACCUGGUUAACCCUGUUCAGCCUAUAGUUUACUAUGAGGUUCAAGAUGGAACAGUCCCUGCAGUACCUGUAGUUAGUGGUGUGGACUCCUCUGGGUUUCAGAGUGAGCCAGCUCCUGUUAGCUAUGACACGUUUUCUGCUGAACAAGUUGCCCCUGUCAACUCCUUUGUGGGAGCGGGUCAUAAUUCACUACUGAAUGUGAACGCUAAUAUUUCUGGUGGUGGUGGUGAGACUGACAAGGCAUCUAUAGAGGUUCCGUCUACCUCAGCUACUAUCCAAGCUCCUUCAACCAUUUCGGUUAAAGACAAUUUUCCUGUGCCACCAACUGAUUCUAUUUCAGCUGCUGUCGUUAGUGCCACAUCAUUGGGUACCAAGGUUCAAUCUAAAGGUCUGCGCAGUAAAAAGCGGACAAUAGCAGCUGCCCCGUCCUUAAGGUCUAAUAAAAAAGUCUCCAGUUUGGUGGAUAAAUGGAAGGCAGCAAAAGAGGAGUUGCUUGAAGAUGAGAAAGAACCUGAAGAUCCUUAUGAGAUCUUAGGAAGGAAGCGACAAAGGGAAAUAGAGGAAUGGCAUGCACGGCAAAUUGCCACUGGAGAGGCCAAAGAUAAUGCUAAUUUUCAGCCUCUGGGCGGGGAUUGGCGUGAGCGGGUGAAGCGCAGGAGAGCUCAGUUAGCCAAUAAGGCUGCAAAGACUCCGCCAGAGGCAAAUACUGAUGGAAACCAGCAACCUGAUUUAAUAGAACUCUCGAGAGAUCUUCCAUCAGGAUGGCAGGCUUAUUGGGAUGAAACAUCGAAGCAGGUUUAUUACGGCAAUUCCGACACCACAGAGACAACAUGGACGAGACCGACAAAAUGAGCCUUUUUGAAAAUAGUGUUGUGGUUUAGAAGUUCAUAUAGUUUUGAGUAUAUCGGGUUAUAAUUUUUCAUUUGUUAUACCCAUUGUAUGUAUAUCUGCGAACGCUGAUUAGGAAUCAAUUUUAUUUCCCUCAAAUUAUUUUCCAUGCAAGCUAAAAUACAGAGUUGCCUUUUGUUAUUGC
Juglans regia (Persian walnut) is the source of this 3248-nucleotide messenger RNA. RefSeq lists its product as uncharacterized. The transcript has 10 exons. NCBI's taxonomy places the organism in Eukaryota, Viridiplantae, Streptophyta, Magnoliopsida, Fagales, Juglandaceae. Gene Ontology annotation, molecular function: protein binding. The record is from RefSeq and is a predicted model, not a curated record. The coding region runs from base 215 to 3067 and encodes 950 amino acids.